Cooperia oncophora is the source of this 621-nucleotide messenger RNA. The record is from the annotation of a GenBank genome assembly. NCBI's taxonomy places the organism in Eukaryota, Metazoa, Nematoda, Chromadorea, Rhabditida, Trichostrongylidae.
AUGAAUGCCUUCCGUAUGAGAACAACCUCCGCACACUACGUAGCCGAAUAUUUGUCCUUAAUUUCAGUCUCCGAAUUCUCCGUUGGAGCCCCGCGUGCCAAUCAAAUGGAUUACCAAGACGAUCCGCUUUCACCGUUCUACUCAACAGAGACUGACACCAUACCACCGUUGGCCAAAUUAAUUCUGAAACGAACAGAGGUAAUUCCAAUGAGAUGUCAAGCCGAUGACGAGUACAGGCGUGAGGCGUUCAACAUCACAAACACCAGUGAAGACGAGGAGUACAAAGAUAGACGCGAAUGUCUUAUGUCGAACUGGGGAUCAUGGUCCUUGUGUUCAGCUACGUGUGGAAAAGGAAUUCGAAUGAGAAGCAGAGUGUUCGUCUUCCCUAUAAAGGCACGUUUUAGAAUAUGGAGGAAAAACUAUUUUCGCGUUUGUGGUGGAGAAAUUACUUCAUCACCUUCGAAGCCUUUCUCCAAAUCUGUCUAUCCGUGUUAUUUUAAUUACCUUCAGUACGCCAGCCUCAAUGGAUGUGAAUUUAGGCUCAAAUGUUCCAUUGUCACCGCCAAACAACAGAACGGCAGUUCUGCAAUGCAAAAAUCAACGAGUGCGAAGGUGAAUUAG